This is a messenger RNA of Penicillium griseofulvum, 1260 nucleotides long. Its product is annotated as aldose epimerase family protein. The coding region runs from base 1 to 1260 and encodes 419 amino acids. The transcript has a single exon. Gene Ontology annotation, biological process: beta-D-galactose catabolic process via UDP-galactose, Leloir pathway; glucose metabolic process. Gene Ontology annotation, molecular function: aldose 1-epimerase activity; carbohydrate binding. NCBI's taxonomy places the organism in Eukaryota, Fungi, Ascomycota, Eurotiomycetes, Eurotiales, Aspergillaceae. The record is from RefSeq and is a predicted model, not a curated record.
AUGCAUCUCAAAUCUUAUGUGGCAGCCGCCCUGUAUGGGCUACCUGCCCUGACCAAUGCUGCCCCGUCGCCAGCGCAGUCACAGGCUGCAUCGGUCUCUACUACUGGCUCGCACGGCGAUCACGGCGAUCACUUCAAGAGCUAUACGAUCAAGGCGGAGAAUAUCACUGCCACGCUGAUUCCAUAUGGAGCGCGUCUCACCUCCUUGCUAGUUCCAGAUCGCGACGGCAAAGUCCAAGAUGUGGUUGUUGGCUAUGAUGAGCCCAAGGAAUAUCUGCAUGAUAGUCAGACAAAUCGCACCUUCUUCGGCGCCGUUGUCGGUCGUUAUGCCAACCGUAUCAAGAAUGGUACCUUCUCCAUCGAUGAUAGCGAAUAUCACGUUCCUGAGAAUGAAAACGGCGGCGCCGACACCCUUCACGGUGGCUUCGUGGGAUACGAUAUGCGCAACUGGACAGUCACUUCGCACAGCGAGUCCUCCAUUACCUUCACCUUGCUUGAUCAAAGCUUUGAGAAGUUCCCAGGAGAUGUCAUUACCCAUGCUACUUUCAGCGUCGCUACCGAGAAGACUCAGGCCAACCCUAAGGGACUUCCCCAGUUGACCGCAAAGCUCGUGGCUCUUUCUCUUACAGAGAAGACCCCCAUCAUGCUGUCCAACCACAUCUACUGGAACCUGAACGCCUUCAAAGAACCCAAUGUCCUGAAAGACACCUCCCUGCACCUUCCCCUCUCACAACGGUUCAUUGGUGGAGACAGCAUCCUAAUCCCCAACGGCACCAUCCACGACGUUGAAACCACCUACCAAGGAGCUCUGGACUUCACCAGCCCCAAACUCAUUGGCAAGGACAUCGAGAAGACCACCGACCUCUGCGGUGCUGGCUGCGCCGGCUAUGACACAUGCUUCCUCGUCGAUCGACCCUCAACAUACGCAGCAAACUCCAUGGUCACGGCCCUGAGCGCCUCAUCGAGCACCACUGGUAUCAGCGUCGACGUCGCUACCAACCAAGCCGCGGUGCAGAUCUACACCUGCAGCGGACAGAAUGGCUCCAUCGCCACCAAGAAGUCACAGGCGAAGCGCAACAAGGCUGAUGGUGGUGACGGCGGUGCUACCCACGUCAACAAGUACGGGUGCUUCGUUAUCGAGACCGAGGACUGGAUCGAUGGUAUCAAUAACCCUGAGUGGGGUCGUGUUCCCUACCAGGUCUUUGGUCCUGAUGAUGGUCCAGUCGUUAACUGGGCUACAUACCAGUUUGGUACUAUUUAG